GCCAGUCCGAGGCAGGUGCCCGACAUGGCGAGCGCUGUGCUGCCGAGCGGAUCCCAGAGUGCAGCGGCGGCGGCGGCGGCGGCGGCGGCGAAGGCGAAGGCGGCGGCGGCAGCAGCAUCGGUGGCAGCGCCUCCCGGGCUCCGGCUCCGGCUUGUGCUGUUGCUCCUCUCCGCUGCGGCCCUGAUCCCUACAGGUGAUGGACAGAAUUUGUUCACGAAAGACGUGACAGUGAUCGAGGGAGAAGUUGCGACCAUCAGCUGCCAAGUCAAUAAGAGUGACGACUCUGUAAUUCAACUCCUGAAUCCCAACAGGCAGACUAUUUAUUUCCGGGACUUCAGGCCUCUGAAGGACAGCAGGUUUCAGCUGCUGAAUUUUUCUAGCAGUGAACUCAAAGUGUCGUUGACAAAUGUCUCCAUCUCUGACGAAGGAAGAUACUUUUGCCAGCUCUACACUGAUCCCCCCCAGGAAAGCUACACCACCAUCACUGUGUUGGUCCCACCUCGAAACCUGAUGAUUGAUAUCCAGAAAGACACAGCAGUGGAAGGGGAAGAGAUUGAAGUGAACUGCACCGCCAUGGCCAGCAAGCCAGCCACAACCAUCAGGUGGUUCAAGGGGAACAAGGAGCUCAAAGGAAAAUCAGAGGUGGAAGAGUGGUCAGACAUGUACACGGUGACAAGCCAGUUGAUGCUGAAGGUGCACAAGGAGGACGAUGGGGUCCCCUUGAUCUGUCAGGUGGAACACCCUGCUGUGACGGGAAACCUGCAGACGCAGCGCUAUCUGGAAGUGCAGUAUAAGCCGCAAGUGCAUAUUCAGAUGACUUACCCUCUACAAGGCCUAACCCGGGAAGGGGAGACGCUUGAGUUAACAUGUGAAGCCAUCGGAAAGCCCCAGCCUGUGAUGGUAACCUGGGUGAGAGUUGAUGAGGAGAUGCCUCAACACGCUGUCCUCUCUGGGCCCAACCUGGUCAUCAAUAACCUUAACAAAACAGAUAACGGUACAUACCGCUGUGAAGCAUCCAACGUGGUGGGAAAAGCGCAUUCGGAUUACAUGCUGUAUGUAUACGAUCCCCCCACAACUCUCUCACAACCCACCAUCACCACCACCACCAUCCUUCCCAUCAUCACAGACACCACGGCGACGACAGAGCCAGCAGUUCACGGCCUUACUCAGUUGCCCAAUUCCGCAGAAGAACUGGACAGUGAGGACCUCGCAGAUUCCCGAGCCGGGGAGGAGGGCUCCAUCCGGGCAGUGGACCACGCCGUGAUCGGCGGCGUCGUGGCUGUGGUGGUAUUCGCCAUGCUGUGCUUGCUCAUCAUUCUGGGCCGCUACUUUGCCAGGCAUAAAGGCACAUACUUCACUCACGAAGCGAAAGGAGCCGACGACGCGGCCGACGCAGACACGGCGAUCAUCAACGCAGAAGGAGGGCAGAGCAGCUCGGAAGAAAAGAAAGAGUACUUCAUCUAGAUCGGCCUUUCUGUUUCAUGAGGUGUCCAGCCGGCCCUAUUUAGAUGAUAAAGAGACAGUGAUAUUGGAACUUGCCAGAAAGUCUGUGUGUUUUUUCAUGGUUGGGUGGAAAGGUGUGAGACUGGGAAGGCUUGGGAUUUGCUGUGUAAAAACAAACAAAAAGAAAUGUUCUUUGGAAAGUACUCUCUGCUGUUUGACACCUCUUUUAUUUUCUUUGGUUUUCUUUUUUUCUUUUUUUUUUUUUUUUUUUUUUUUGGCUUUUCCUACUACCAAGUCAUUUCGGAUUCUUGGAUUUCGUUCUUUUGGAUAAAUUGCAGAAAAUUCUGUGCCUUGUUUUUUUGUUUUUUGUUUGUUUACUGCAUAUCCCCCUUCCCUUUAUUUUUCUCCUUUGUGUACAUUUUUUUCCCAAAAAUAUUUGGGACUUUUUUUUUUUCCUUCCAAAUCUCCCAUUUUGGAUUUAGCCUGCUGGGAUUCCUUAGAACUUUUUCCUCCUUUAUUUUAUUACCUUUUUCUUUUCUUUUCUUUUUUUUUAACUUUUUCGUUUGUUCUCAAAGUAACUACUUUCUGUUUUAAAAUUCAAUUUUUCCUUUAAAAACUAAAAAGAGAAAGGAGAACCAGCACAGUUUAGAUCUCCUAGUUCAGAAUUUAGUGUAUCCAUAAUGCAUACUUCUCUGUUGUCGUCAAGAUUUGGGUGAACUCUGAGAACUCUCCGCCGCGGCCCAUGUUUUGAAUACUUUAGAGCGGCGAAGACUAGAAACUUAGACUGUGAUUCCGAAACUGUUCUGUUUGCUGUGGAACUACAUUACUGUACAGGGUUAUCCGCAAGUGAGGUGUGUCCCAAUGAGGUUGAAUCUGUCUUUAAUUCUGUAUCUGUAGACGGCUCAGUAGAGAUACCCCACACUGGCUUUAGGAAGGUCUGGGGCAGAAGGGGCGCCUCCUUUUUUUCCCAAGGCCCAAAACAGACCCCACAGGCGAGGUCUGUUCUUUUUUUUUUAUAAGUGGACACAUGUUAUUUUGCCACAGGAGGGCAAGUAGGGAGCGGGGAAACGAGAGUUCUGCUCUGGUUAUUUCGGUUCCAAAUGUUUCCAUCCACCUUUCCCAAUCGGCCUUACUUACUUCUCACUAAUUGGUAGGGAAAAGGCAAGUCCGUGUGGUGUGUGAAUGAAUGGGACAGAUUUUUGGGGUUUUAUUUUUCUUCUUUUUUUUUCCACCCCCUUUAUGCUUUGUUAGGAAGGCAGUUAAGAUGUGGCCUGCAUGUACUGUAUAUUACAGAUAUUUGUCGUGCUGAGAUUUCCAACUUAAGUUCAGGCGAAACUUUUGUUCCUUCUGAUUUGGCUUGACAAAGGCAGAAGGCACCAAAAAAUAAAGAGGGGUGGGGGGGCGGGAUUGUUCUCUCGCUAGCCUGCUGGCCACCUCAUCCUUGAUUGUUCAGAGCAGAAGUGGGAAAACAGCAUGUAGGGAUCUUCAGUUACACAAUCAGAAGUCAAAUGUGAGUGUUUUUAUCUUUUUACCUUUCAUACACUGGCCUUGGCCUCUUUCCUCAGCCUUAAGAGCCAUGACCGACUCUUGCCUGACACAGCCAUAGUGCAGAGCAGCUCGGGUCGGCUCCCUUGAUGGGGGCCUAGGCUGGAGCCUCAGGAAGAGGUAAAGGAGUCAAGAAGCCCCUUGAUGGAUUGACCCGGAAUUUUUUUGUUUUGGUUUGUUUUUGGGGUUUGGGGGGGUUGGUUUUUUGUUGUUGUUUUUUUUUUUCAACAUGGAGAUUUUCAUAGACAUCUCGAAAAUCUACAAGUAGUCCUCAAGGACGAAACCCAAACUCUUACCGUAUGUUUUGGUAAGACUCCAGACUCCAGAAUACGGUCCUGAUGGAAAGAUGGCAUCAAAAAAAGAAAAAAAAAAAAGAAAAAAAAAGAUAGAUCUCUCUCUAUAUAUAUAAAUAUAUAUUAUAUAGCAUUUUCAGUGAGUGCUUUUGGAUUUUGCAAGGUGCAUUUUUACUCUUGUUACAUUAUGUGAAAAACUUUGGCUGAUUUAUUUAAGGGGAAAACAAGUGUCAACUCUCUGUUCUUGGAAAGCGUGUUUUUUUGUUGUUGUUGUUGUCUUUCCUUUCUUUUUAUCCUUUGAUAGAUCCAUUGCAAUUAUGGGGGCCUUUUGGGAACGGACUGGUCUAUUAAAAAAAAUUCAUAACCAGCAGCUUUUUGGUCUCCCCCCACUCUCCCCCCCCACCCCGCCUCUCGCCUAAGCACUUACCCAAGAUAAAAAAAAAAAGCCACAAGGAACGUCCCUUUUUCAAUGACUUUUGUACCAUACAGCUGUGCUCUGAGCCCUUAGCACCCACCCCAAGCAUAGUAUGACCGUGUCAAAGGGUGACAACCAUUGAGCAUGUUGUUGGCAGGUUUUCUUUUGUUGACAUCGUCAUUUUUGUUCUUAGGAAAGAAUCAAAGAUGCCCCCCUCCCGUUGCUCCCCGAGUUGGCAUCUCAUCGUUGGCCCCACCACCUUUCCGUUUUGCUACGUGUGCAGUAGAUACCGUGUCCCUGACGUGACUGUGGCUUACAAUGUUGACAUGUCUCAGGUCCCUGUGUUUCGAUUGGUGUUUUCCGUCUCAGGUAGAUUGCAAAGUGUAGGCCCCACGCAUUGGAAAGAUAAUAAUUAAUAAUAAUAAUAAUAAUAAUAAUAAAACCAAGCAAAAAACAGGAAAUUAUGGGUUUUAGUUGUAUAUUGGUUUAUGUAUUCUUUCUUACGUAUAUAGUGCACUGUUUGAAAUGUAUUGUUGAGUAUUACUUUGUACAGGUUGAUCCCUUUUUUUUAGAGUGAAGAAAGAACAAACUUGGGUUUUUUUCCUUUUUUGUGUUUUUUAAAGGAAUAUAAAAUAAUGAAGGAUGUAUAAUUGAUGCCAAAUAAGCUUGUUCUUUAGUCACACCGACGUCUUCUUUUUCCCUUUAGGCCAGUUCUGUUUUUAAAGGUGUACAUGGACUGUGACGGUGUAAGAAACUCCAUAUCCAUAUGCUCCCAUUCGCAUUUUGUAUUGGUUCAUGUAUACCAUUUUUACAAAAAGAAAAGAAAAAAAAAAGAAGUACUAUAAAAUAUCUGUCUUCUUAAUAAAAAAAUUAAUGUUACAAAGUGA
Suncus etruscus (white-toothed pygmy shrew) is the source of this 4583-nucleotide messenger RNA. RefSeq names its product cell adhesion molecule 1 (gene CADM1). Gene Ontology annotation, cellular component: neuron projection; synapse; plasma membrane. Gene Ontology annotation, biological process: susceptibility to natural killer cell mediated cytotoxicity; detection of stimulus; cell recognition. NCBI's taxonomy places the organism in Eukaryota, Metazoa, Chordata, Mammalia, Eulipotyphla, Soricidae. The record is from RefSeq and is a predicted model, not a curated record. Gene Ontology annotation, molecular function: signaling receptor binding.